GCUGCCGCCGGGGGCGGGGGCCCCUCGCCUUUGCUCCUAGGCCCUCGCGGCCACCCGUACGCGGCGCCCGUGACGUGGGGCGGCUCCGCGCGCCAAAUUCGAAGGCGGGUGCGGGCUGGGCGUGAGCGCGGCAGCCGUUAUUUCCAGGGCGGGCGGGCGGGCGGGCGGCCCCGGUCCUGCGCCGGCGGGCAGAGCGCGCUGCUCCGCCGCCAUGGCCACCCCUCCCAAGCGCGGCCGGCUGGACGGCAGGAUCAAGAAGGUCGCCGUCGAGGGCAAUAUCGCUGCAGGGAAGUCGACAUUUGUGAAUAUUCUCAAGCAAGCUGAUGAGGAAUGGGAAGUUGUUCCUGAGCCUGUAGCUAGAUGGUGCAAUGUUCAGCAAAACUCUGAAAAGGAUUGUGAGGAGCUGACCACAUCGCAGAAGAGUGGCGGAAAUGUGCUUCAGAUGAUGUAUGAGAAACCAGAGAGGUGGUCUUUCACUUUCCAGACGUAUGCAUGCCUCAGCAGGAUCCGGGCUCAGCUGAGGUCCCUUGAUGGCAAACUCAGAGAGGCGGAGAAUCCUGUGGUCUUCUUCGAGCGAUCCGUCUACAGUGACAGGUACAUCUUUGCAGCUAAUUUAUAUGAGUCUGAUUGCAUGAAUGAAACUGAAUGGACUAUAUACCAAGACUGGCAUGACUGGAUGAGUAAGCAGUUUGGUCAAAGCCUAGCACUGGAUGGGAUCAUUUAUCUCAGAGCCACUCCUGAGAAAUGCUUAAAUAGGAUUUACUUGCGUGGAAGAGAUGAAGAGCAAGAAAUUCCCAUUGAGUAUCUGGAGAAGCUUCAUUACAAGCACGAAAGUUGGCUUCAGCACAGGACAUUGCGAAUGGAUUUUGAAUAUCUUCAGGAAAUACCUAUUUUAACGUUAGAUGUUAAUGAAGACUUCAAAGGCAAAAAGGACAUAUAUGAUCACAUGACUGAAAAGGUCAAAGAAUUUUUGAGCACGUUAUAAUCCUCUUUGAAGCGCAGGCAGAGUCAAGCUGUUCCAAACAUCUGUGUGAUCAAAGUCUGAAGUACAGCUUCUGCUUUUAUAGAAGGCCUCUGGAGAGGCAGGACUCAAUCCUGUUGAUAUAAUUGUGAGGAACAAACAAACUUUGUGAAUAGGGAAAUUAUUAAAUACAUCAGUAGGUCUGUUGAGUAUUAUAUUAAGUAACACACACAGAUUCUGAAGAUACUAGAAUUCUGGGAGUUCUCAAACGUUGUGCCUGUUUCUAAUCAGACAAAUAAGUUCUUCUGGAGUAUUCUAUUGUAUUUUUAAUUUAUUUUGUGCCCAGUAGCUAUUUAAUUUUCAAGAAGGUAAUGGGUUUUUAGAUCUCUUGGUUUUUUGUUUUGUUUUGUUUUUUGGGGUUUUUGUUUUUUUUAUAGUGGAAUUGAUUCGUAAUGGAUGUCUCAUUGUUCUGAGGAAGAAAAAAACCCAAAAUAUUUCUGCUGGUGAGGGAAUUUUAAGAUAACCCAGAGUUUUAUAUUGUAAGGUAUACAAAAAAAAGAAAGUAAUUGACAAAUUUGAUAGGUGAAGUUCUUCAUGGAAUGCACUGAAUUAAAGGAGAUUUAAAUAUGGCUGAAAUUCUGUAGAUGCCAAAUGAGAUUUUAUAUCUUACAUUUUCAGUGUACACUGCAAACUACGAUAUUGAGAGGCUUUAGCUAUUCGUUAGCAUGUUUGGGGUUUUUCCAAUUUAUUGUUUUUUCAGCUCUUAAUAAAACAAAGCUGGUUUUUGUUGCUGGCAAGUUCUCUUUUCCUGUAAAGGACUAUGUUUUAUUGAUGGGUGCCAUAAAAGGAAAAAGAAAAUUUUGCAAAUGGCCUCCAUCUGUAAAUGACGUCUUUCUAAACCUUUCCUUAGUCACUUUUUGGAUGUCAGAGGAGGCUUCCUACUUUUGUUCCAGUUUCUCCAUUUGUUUACUGGGCCUUCUGGGUGCUUAUACAAGAUUCUGCAAUAUUGGAAGCAGGCUGUCCUUUCUCAUCUUCUUGUAGUAAGAAGGGGGGAGACCUCUGAUGGAAUAGCUGGUGUUCUAGUGCAUCUUGUUUUAUAAUCUGAGCCACUUUUGUUUCAGGUGCAGAAAAUACAAACUAUACAGGGCACACACCUUAAUACUGUGGUUUUGAGUUGCUUAGUUCUGCUUUAAACAUUUCUGAAUGAGUGCACAGUGGGCUUUUGAAUGCAGAAUUUUAUUGUAAAGCGUUUUAUUGUCUUUUGUGGUGCCUGUGUUACCUGUUAAUUUGAGAUUAAAUUUCUUCCUUUGUGGUUGCAAUUGUGUUGGUGUUCUCUAACCGUUGAAAAAUAAAAGUGCUUGGAAAGAC
Molecule: messenger RNA, 2329 nt
Organism: Falco peregrinus (peregrine falcon)
Lineage: Eukaryota; Metazoa; Chordata; Aves; Falconiformes; Falconidae
Gene: DCK
Product: deoxycytidine kinase
Exons: 7
Coding region: 212-985 (257 amino acids)
Biological process (GO): nucleobase-containing compound metabolic process
Cellular component (GO): cytoplasm; mitochondrion
Molecular function (GO): deoxycytidine kinase activity; ATP binding
Source: RefSeq, a predicted model, not a curated record